Molecule: messenger RNA, 1876 nt
Organism: Gavialis gangeticus (Gharial)
Lineage: Eukaryota; Metazoa; Chordata; Crocodylia; Gavialidae
Gene: SLC35B3
Product: solute carrier family 35 member B3
Exons: 10
Coding region: 248-1357 (369 amino acids)
Biological process (GO): transmembrane transport
Cellular component (GO): Golgi membrane; endoplasmic reticulum membrane
Molecular function (GO): 3'-phosphoadenosine 5'-phosphosulfate transmembrane transporter activity
Source: RefSeq, a predicted model, not a curated record
CUGAAUGAAGCUUGCAGACCGAGGUUUGAGAACUGCUGCUUUAGACCAAUACGACUACAACCUGGAUACCUGAUCCUUUCUUUUAGGAAUUUGGAUCUGAUGACAGAUCUGGAAUUUUGAUCCUAAAAUAGAUCCUUUCUUUCAGGAACUUUGAAUCUAUGAUCAGCUUCCAAACAAAGACCACAAAAAGAGAGAGGAACAAAAGGGCGAUAAUUCCAUUGGCGCUGAAUGCAGCGAACCAAGAAUCAUGGAUCUGAAAUUCAACUCUUCAAGGAAAUACAUUUCUAUCACUGUACCUUCCAAGUCGCAAGCUAUGUCGCCUCAUAUCAAGUCCAUAGAUGAUGUUGUUGUUCUUGGCAUGAAUCUCAGCAAAUUUAACAAACCUACUCAGUUCUUCAUAUGUGUUUCUGGAGUUUUUAUGUUUUAUCUAAUCUAUGGAUAUUUACAGGAACUGAUAUUUUCAGUGGAGGGUUUUAAGCCCUUUGGUUGGUACCUUACAUUAGUACAAUUUGGGUUUUAUUCCAUUUUUGGACUAAUAGAACUUCAGCUUAUUCAGGACAAAAGGAGACGAAUUCCUGGCAAAACCUACAUGUUGAUAGCCUUUUUAACAGUGGGUACUAUGGGUUUAUCAAAUACCUCACUAGGAUAUCUAAACUAUCCUACUCAAGUCAUCUUCAAAUGCUGUAAACUUAUUCCAGUUAUGAUAGGAGGAGUCUUUAUACAAGGAAAACGUUAUAAUAUUGCAGAUGUGUCUGCUGCAAUGUGUAUGAGUCUCGGCCUAAUAUGGUUUACUUUAGCUGACAGCACAGUCGCACCAAAUUUCAACUUGACAGGUGUGGUCCUUAUAUCCCUUGCCCUCUGUGCAGAUGCCGUUAUAGGAAAUGUACAGGAAAAAGCUAUGAAGUUGCACAAUGGUUCCAAUUCAGAAAUGGUUUUGUAUUCCUAUUCAAUUGGUUUUGUGUACAUUUUAUUGGGAUUGAUAUGCAUUGGUGGAUUAAGUCCUGCGAUAACAUUUUGCUCGAAGCAUCCAGUCCAGACUUAUGGUUAUGCAUUCUUCUUUUCACUUACUGGGUAUUUUGGAAUAUCCUUUGUUCUAGCUUUGAUUAAAAUCUUCGGUGCCCUGCUGGCUGUAACAGUAACAACAGGAAGGAAAGCGAUGACCAUAGUGCUUUCUUUUUUGUUCUUUGCAAAGCCAUUCACGUUCCAGUAUGUAUGGUCAGGUUUAUUAGUCGUCGCUGGCAUAUUUCUCAAUGUUUACAGUAAGAAUAUGGAUAAAUUCAAGCUACCUUCAAUACGCAGUCUUUGGAGCAAAACUCUGGAAGAAAGAAAAACAAGGACAUUGUCACAAACUGUGUAGACAGUGGCUUAUGCUAAAUCUUGAAUCUGACUUAUUAUUUUAUUGAAACAGUCUUUAACUGAUACAUUUUCCAAAGGGAACAUUAAAACCAAAGGAGUUGAAGACAUUGUCUGCUUUGAAGAUGGGUAGAAAUGAAAAUUACGCGAGCCCUCUCUUCAGAGCACUUGAAUUCCUCUUCUAAGGUGUUAUAGGCCAUUGUCACAAGGCAUUAUCAAGGUAAUGAAGGACAGUGGCUCCUGGUAAACUGCUGAGAAACUGCACUCCAAAUGGGACACAGUGGGAGAUUAAUUUGGGCAUUUUAAUAAUAAUAGCUGUGGCUGAUUUAAAAUUAGCAAUUCUUUGUCUUUAGUAAUUGUUUGGGUGGGGUUAUUUAUGCAGUACUAUAUUAACUUUUAAUAGAAUCAAAUCAGUGAUUGAUUUAAACAAAUUGAGGUUUUAAAGCUGGAUGGUUUAGAAUAUGGUAUACCAUGAAUUUUUUCAUUUUAAAUAAAAAUCUGGGUUUUUUUAUGUUCUUCAUCA